Molecule: messenger RNA, 1358 nt
Organism: Vitrella brassicaformis
Lineage: Eukaryota; Vitrellaceae
Source: the annotation of a GenBank genome assembly
CCGGAUCAGUCGCUUCAACAAACACCAACUCACAAAUACGGCCACCGCCGAAUUCAACCACAGCGUCAGCACACAGCCGGUCACACAUGCCAGUGGACCCACGAAAACCCUACGAGUGCCAACUCAGAUCCAUCGUCAUAUCUGCCUGGCCAGCAAGUAGCGUACUCAGUGAAAGAUGUACCCGAGUGUUCGAGAUACUUCGUCUCGAUGAAGGGUCAUGCCCCUCCCCUCCUCGCUCAGAGUCUGCUCCUACAGAUGAUGCCUCUCUGCCAUGCGUAUCAACUUGCAGAUCCCCACCAAGUGACUGAUGCCAACACGCAUGUGUGCGUGCCUGCACGAGUCUCCCGCCGAUGGUGAUGCACAGAGCUGACCACGCCGACAGAAUGGACACUCACUAUACACAACAUCGAGUGCGACAGCUGAUAAAAAGACGACCGAGGCAGGCAAGCAGGCAGGCCUUACAGUCAGUUAGUUCACUUAACAAAUACCACAUUACGCAACCGCACACACCCCCCUUGUUCCUCACGCAAAAAGCGAGAUGAAGCUUCAGAGAAUGCGCUGCAACCCCAUCCGACAAUGCACCCACCCAGCCACUCAAUGUCUCACGCAGCGACACAGGCACCGCACAAAUGAAGCAAUCGGGUACUAACUUAGACUGUACAACCACCCGCCUUUGCCUCACGUGUGUGUCAAUCAAUCGCCAUCAGCCAUCUAUGGCCUCCGUUCCCGCAAGGACGAUGGGUCGUUGAGGAGGUCCUCUCGUGUUGGCGUGCAGAAACCCGCGGUUGAGCCGGCUCCAGACGUGCAGGCGAAAGAGCAGCACUCGGUGUCUGACGAGACCAAUCGUGACUGCCCCGACUGUCCAUCGUGUGUGUUCAUCGCUCAUGCGUACCGUCAAAGCAUUCUGCCCCUGCCGGGCCGCAGCCCCCGAAUGCUGCUGCAGGCCCAACUCCGUCUCUGUCGCCGCCAAUGUAGCCGCCGCCCUGCAGCGACCGCAGGCUCGGGUGCUUGCCUAAACACAUAUAUACAGUACAGUGAGCACAACACGCUGCGGUGCGUGCAGCCGGUUGGCUCAUUUCUGCCCUCUCUCUCCAUCCUGUUCUGUCCUUCCGUAUACCCUUGGCGAGUUCCUGGUGCACCACGCCCACUUGGGAGUCUUCACAUCUGGCGCCGAGAAGGAUGAUGGCCAGGAGAAAGAGGCAGAUCCGCAUCACGACGGGCAUCCUCAUCACGCGGGAGCAGACAGUGAUGGCCGAAAUAUCGGGGAAAACCAACAGUUGACGAUUGCCAGGACAAUUGAAUCCGUAUACAGCUCUGGAAACCACGUCCCGUCUUCUUCCUGCUUUCCUUCUUUCUCG